Molecule: messenger RNA, 2236 nt
Organism: Ceratitis capitata (Mediterranean fruit fly)
Lineage: Eukaryota; Metazoa; Arthropoda; Insecta; Diptera; Tephritidae
Product: phenoloxidase 2
Exons: 4
Coding region: 74-2125 (683 amino acids)
Molecular function (GO): oxidoreductase activity
Source: RefSeq, a predicted model, not a curated record
CUACCGUUGUGUAUAUUUUGUGCAACCUUCAAUUGUAAAAAAUUUAAUUUUUUUUAUACAACCGCCGAUAAUAAUGGCCGACAAAAAGAAUCUGCUGUUGCUCUUCGAUCGUCCGAAUGAGCCCGUUUUUAUGGAGAAGGGAAAGGCUGCGGUGUUUGAUGUUCCCGACAAGUUCCUUACGGAUCGUUAUCGUCCUAUAAGCACUGAGGUACAGAGUAGGUUCGGCGAAAAGGCGGAACAGCGCAUUCCCGUUAGAGACAUAGCUAUUCCAGAUCUUCGCAUCCCUAUGUCUCUACCACGUGAUGCACAAUUUUCACUCUUUAUACCAGCUCAUCGCCGUAUCGCUGGACGUCUGAUUGACAUUUUCAUGGGUGUGCGGUCCGUAGAAGAUCUACAGAGCGUGGCAGUGUACGCACGUGAUCGUGUGAAUCCAUAUUUAUUUAAUUACUCACUUUCUGUAGCCCUGCUGCAUCGUCCAGACACAAAAGGACUGGAUCUGCCAUCCUUCGCACAGAAUUUUCCCGAUAAAUUUGUAGACUCUCAAGUUUUUCGUCAAAUACGAGAGGAAGCUACUGUAGUGCCGGAAGGAUCGCGCAUGCCAAUUACUAUACCACGCGAUUACACUGCCUCAGACCUUGAACCCGAGCAUAGGCUUUGGUAUUUCCGCGAAGAUCUUGGUAUUAAUCUUCAUCAUUGGCAUUGGCAUUUGGUGUACCCUUUCGAAGCCGGCAAUCGUGAUGUUGUGAACAAGGAUCGCCGUGGUGAACUCUUCUAUUACAUGCAUCAACAAGUGGUGGCUCGCUAUAACCUAGAGCGUUUCAGUAAUAAUUUAGCUCGCGUUGUGCGUUUUAAUAAUUUGCGUGAACCCAUCGCAGAGGGCUAUUUUCCAAAGAUGGAUUCAUUGGUAUCAAGUCGUGCUUGGCCUCCACGAUUUGAAGAUACAAAAUUAUCAGAUCUCAACCGAGAAUUGGAUCAGAUUAAUUUGGAUGUUAGUGACUUGGAACGUUGGAGAGAUCGUAUCUUUGAAGCAAUAUCACAAGGAUUUGCCACUGAUGAAAGCGGCAAUCAAGUGCCAUUAGACGACGUACGUGGCAUUGACGUAUUGGGCAACAUGAUGGAAUCGUCUAUUGUUUCCCCAAAUCGUAGGUUAUAUGGUGAUUUCCACAAUAUGGGUCACGUUUUCAUAUCAUACUCCCAUGACCCCGAUCACCGCCAUUUGGAAUCAUUUGGUGUAAUGGGUGACUCCGCAACCGCGAUGCGUGAUCCCGUUUUCUAUAGAUGGCAUGCAUAUAUUGAUGAUAUCUUCCAAGAACAUAAGGCACGACUUUCACCAUACAGCGUGCCGGACCUAAGCUACGACGGUGUCUCUGUUACCGGUGUACAAGUAAGCCCAGAGGGUGGUCGACCAAAUGUACUUCAAACAUUUUGGCAACAAUCUGACGUUGACCUAUCCAGAGGAAUGGAUUUUGUGCCACGAGGCAAUGUUUUUGCACGUUUUACCCAUCUACAACAUACCCCGUUCACUUACACCAUUAACGUGAAUAAUGACAGUGGUGCCCAACGAUUUGGUACUGUACGCAUCUUCUUGGGACCCAAGACGGAUGAACGUGGACAAGGGAUGUUAUUCAAGGACCAACGUCUGCUGAUGAUUGAGUUGGAUAAAUUCGUUGUAUCACUUAAUCCCGGUCAAAAUACCAUUCGACGACGUUCAACCGAAUCUAGCGUAACAAUUCCUUUCGAUCGUACCUUCCGCAAUUUAGAGGCAAGCCGUCCAGCAGCAGGAAGCGCUGAAGAAUUAGAAUUCAAUUUCUGCGGCUGCGGAUGGCCCAAUCACAUGCUUAUUCCGAAAGGCCUACCUGAAGGUCUACGUUGCGAACUGUUUGUUAUGAUAUCUAACUAUGAUCAAGAUAGGAUUGAACAACAAUUAGUUGGAUCCUGUAGUGACGCGGCUUCCUACUGUGGUGUUCGGGAUCGCCUGUAUCCAGAUCGCCGUGCCAUGGGCUAUCCAUUCGACCGACUUUCACGCGUUGGUGCUGACCGACUUAUUAAUUUCUUAACUCCAAACAUGAGCAUCGUUGAUGUCGUUGUUCGCCAUGAAAACCGUGUUGUACUUCGUAACUCUUAGUUUUAACUUCAUAGCUAUCAGCGGACAAGGACUACAGGACUACAACUGUUUUCACACUGAGAAACGUUGGCAUUAUUAAUGACGAGAUUUUAAAAUCAAAUAUGUAUUAUA